AUGAAACACCUCUUUUUUGGUGUGAUUUUGGUUUUGGCAGCUGCCGAUAUUAUAUGCCAACCCAUUUCAAGUCAAUGUACAGAUGACAACAUAGAAAAUAUAGAAAAUUGUGACAUAUUAUAUAUCUCAUACAACUUUACUUUGACAAAAGAAUGCGCCGAUGCAUUUAAAAAUUUUCCCCAUAUCGAAAUUGACGGUAACUACAAAAUAUAUCUUGAUAACAAUCUCAACUAUUCAAAUGGGAUUUCAUUUUUAAUCAAUUCGAAAACAUUAUUAGAAGGUCUGGAAUCUUUUUCUAAUUAUCCAAUUUCUCUCUCAGAAGGAUCUUCAGUUGAAAUCUAUAAUGAUUUUUUAAUACAAGAAAUUUCGUUCAGUGACGGGUCUAUUUUUGUUUUUGGAAAUUUAAAAGUUACUAAAAGUCUCACAAUUUUAAGAAGAGGGAAGUUAGUUAUUUCUGGAGACAUUUUUAUUGAAGAAAACGCAAUUUUUAAAUGUGAAAUGUGCGAAGUAAAAUGUACCAAUUUGUAUUUAAAUAAAAACACGACGUUUUUAGCAAAUUCAAAAAGUGUUUUAUACAUCAACACAAUAUCAACAGAGAAGAACACACAAAUUAUUUUAUCUUCAAUUUCACUACAAUUUGAAAAUAUCAAAAUUAAUAAAAAUUCGACUUUAACUUUAGACGAAGUCCAAUUUUUGAAUACAACAAGAGAAAAGUCUUUUACAAUAUCAGAGUCAACUUUAAUAUUUUCAAGAGAAAAUGUGUUAAAUAAUUUGAUAAUAAAAACAACUAAUCAAAGUGAAGUAAUUUUUAAUAAAAUUUGUACUUUCAAAAGUCUUGAAGUUUUAGAUUCAAAUGUUAUUAUAAAAGCUUCGAGCGUGUUAAAUGUUGAAAAUACCAUGUCAAGUGGUGAUUCUAUUUUUACACUUUUUGAUAAAUUUAGACUGCACUCAAACAUGAUACAAAUGAGAAACAAUUCUCAAUUUAAAAUUGAUGCAAAUGAAGGGAGUAUCACUUUCAACGUAUUUAACUUUUUUGAUGUUGCAAAAUUGAAUAUUUUUAAUUCAAAUUUAAAUGACAAAAAUAAUAAAAAUGUUGUGUUAGAUGGUGUUAUUGUUCUAUGUAAUACAUCAGAAUUUGAAAUACACCAAGGCACUUCUGUUACUGCUUUAAAUAGGAUAACAUUGUCAGACUAUUCUCUAUUUAUAAUAGCCGGCUAUUUUCAUUCAACAGAUGAAAUAUUAACAAAAGAAAAAGGUCUUAUUUUUAAUAACAAUUCUUCCCUCUUAAUUUAUGACCACGCAAAAAUAGAAUCUAUUAGUUUUAUUACACUCUAUGACUACUCUAAAGCAACUUUUAAAGACUCUGUCUAUCUCGAGGCAGCCAAAUUCACGUGUUACAAUUCGUCACAAAUGUAUUUCGAAAAGAAUUCUGAUAUUCAACUGAACACUAUGUUAACAUAUUAUAAUAAUUCAAUAUCGAAGUAUUCUGAUAAUGUCACUAUAUUUAUAGACCUCCCACAAGUGUAUCCAAACUUAUUUUAUACAUACUGUUUACUCUCUUUCAAUAAUUACUCAAGUGUGGAAUUUAGUUCAAGUGUUUUUUUAACGAUCAACUCGUGUAUAGAGUUUUGGAAUUCAUCACGUGGGAUAUUCCCAAGUGGGUCGCACUACGAAAUAUAUAAUUCGCUGUUCUUUUUUAACAGCAAUUCUGAACAUAAUACACACAUCGAAAUUGAAAAUGGAGCAGUGUUUUUUAUAUAUAGUAAACACCUUAAUAAAACGUAUUGUAAAACACUGACUAAUUGGGAUUACGAACAAUCACGACAAUGUUAUUCAUUAAUAAUCUUUUCACAAAUUCAGUUGUUUAUUUAUAACGCUGACAUAUACAAAAAAACAAUUUUUACUUUAUUAAAUGGAUCUUUUUCGUUUGCUUUAAAACUGUUGAUAUCCUCAGAAAACUGUUUCGACUUCAUGUCGAUCAAUUACAAAAUACUACCUUUCGAGUACCUAACAAAUUUUCUAAUUGUGUCAAAUGGAAGAUUGAUAAGAUACUGUCCUGAUAAAUACGCCACUCUUAUUCAAAACCAAAACAAUUUUGUCAAAAACAAAGACGAAAUUUUAUUUGGAGAAUUUGAAACAGCCAAAAACAGUUUUAAAAAUAAUUUUAAAAACAUUUCCCAAAUUGUUCCUCGAAUUUUGGAAAAACAAGAAACCCUAAAGGGGGUAAUUUUCCCAACAGAGGUCUACUGCCAUAUUAAUGACAGUAAUUUCAAUAAUAGCUUCAAAUUUAACAAUUUGUACACAUCUUUUACUCACCCACAUUGCCCAUACCCGAGUAAUGAAACACAUCCAAUGCUUGUCAUCUCUGAAGUUAAAAACAUUAGUAUUGGGUCGGAUAUAGAAGAAGUCUACAUUGACUUCAAACAAGACUUUUUAGUUGAUAUUGUUGUGGAUAAAUGUAAAAAUAAAAAUUUGUUGAAAGAGCAAAUUCCGUACUGUACAAAUUAUAUUGCAAAAUCUGUGAUUGUGAGCCGCUCAGAAAUCACUUUUACAGUAAAUUGCAAAGACACUCAGACAAAGUUUACAAAUAAAGUUGUGAAUUUUGUCUGUUUUGAAACGAACGAUAUGGACAUAUAA
Molecule: messenger RNA, 2637 nt
Organism: Entamoeba invadens IP1
Lineage: Eukaryota; Evosea; Mastigamoebida; Endamoebidae
Exons: 3
Coding region: 1-2637 (878 amino acids)
Source: RefSeq, a predicted model, not a curated record